UUAACGUUAGAGUUGUCUUUCUUGAUCUUCGUCUCUGGGGUAAACAAUGCGGAUCGUUCUAAUAGAUUUCCGUUCAAGAUGAGAUCUAAUGUAACAAAAAUGUCAGAUAAUUGCUAAUUUUAUUUGGAAUAAACAACAGGAUUCAAUAUGUCUUUCAAAGUGCCACAGAAAAAAAUGAAAAGACAGUCGUCCUUUGGGAUGGUCUCUGAUGGCUCAAAAUCUUUGCCAGUACCAAGGUCUGUAGUGAUGAUCCAGAAAGGAAAAGUCAACCCAUUCCUCGACAUCUCAAGAAAAGAAAAUAAAGCAAGUGAAAAAGCUUUUAGUAGUAUUGAUCUGGAACAAAGUGAGGAAAUCUUAACAAGAUUUAAAAAUUUGUUGGCUGGAAAAACAGACAACCUUCCCCAUCUGCCCAGAUCUGUCAUCAGGAUAUUCAUCAGCUCCACUUUCUCUGAUAUGAGAGCAGAAAGAAAUAUCCUGUCACGUGAAGUUUUCCCCAAGCUGAAGGAGCUUUGUUUGUCAAAGGAUCUAGAUUUUCAGGUGGUGGAUAUGAGGUGGGGUGUAACAGAGGACUCCCAGAAUGACCAUAGUGUGGAGAGGAUAUGUCUACAGGAAGUGGAGAACUGCCAACAGAUGUCACUUGGACCAAACUUUGUGGCUAUUAUUGGUGAUAGAUAUGGUUUUCGCCCAGUGCCAAUAGAAAUCAGUGAGGAGGUGUUUAAGACCCUGAAGGAAUUUGCCCAACGAAUCACCACGAAACCACAUGCAGUCAAACUUAUGGAGACUUGGUACAAGUUGGAUGAGAAUUGUCUCCCUCCUAAAUAUAUUCUUCAGCCAAUCAGAUCCCAGUUCUCAUUCUUUGGAGACUACUCUCCUGGAUGUGAUGAACCAAGAGCAAAGCAUACCCAAGAGUGGGAGAACACAUUUGCAGAUUUACGAGACAUUCUCAAAACAUCAGCUUUGUUAGCACAUGAUGAAAAAAAAAUUACAAAUGAACAACUUCAUGAGUACAAUUUAUCAGUAACAGAGAUAGAGAUAAAGAAAGGAAUUUUAGAAGUAAAAUGCCCAGACAAAACUGUUGCAGUGUUUGAAAGAAAAAUUCAGGGGUUCACAAACUACGAUGAUGGAAUGACAAAACGACAUAUUGAUACCUCUGUAGAAAAUGGAAAGGCAGUUCCUGAUAAAGAAGUAAAGUAUCUACAAGGAAAACUCAAGGAAAAGUUGAAGCAAAAGGUUGACCAGAAGUACAUUCAUGAAUACAGUAUUAAUUGGCUGCCAAACGGCAUAGACCCAGCAGCUUCUGAGGACCAUAAAGCCUAUCUGGAUAAGUUCUGUGAGAACUUUUACACAGAUCUCAAAAACAUGAUAGAGGAUGCAGAUGAUAAUAGAGGUCUAAGAGGCAAAAUUUCUACAAAAAUCAGAUUUUAUACUGAUUACUCCGAAAUUCUUCAUCAUUUGCAUUUUUGUGAAUUAAAAUGCAGGACAUUUUGUGGACAGAAAAGGAUUUUAGACAGUGUAAAAGCUUAUAUUUUAGACACUUCAACCAGAAAGCCGUUUGUCAUUUAUGCUCCAUCAGGUCAUGGAAAGACUUCAGUUAUGGCUAUGAUCAUGCAGAGUCUGCCUGACUGGUUCAAGCAGAAGUCACAUGUCAGAAUUAUCCGAUUCUUAGGAACUUCCGCUCUUACCCUAAACAUUUAUGAUGUGUUGCGCAGUGUGUGUGGACAAGUUGCUGAUGUUGCAGAUCUGAUCAUGGAACCAGUUGGCUAUAAGAAAAUCGAAAACAUCCAAGAAUAUAUGCCCAGGUUUUUCAGAAGGGUAUCAAAUUCUCUGAAGAAGCCAGUUGUUAUUCUUCUUGAUUCAUUAGAUCAGUUGUUACCUGCACACAAGGCUUAUGAUCUGCAGUGGUUACCAACCACUCUGCCUCAAAAUUUCAAACUUGUUGUGUCCACCCUUCCAAAAGAGCAUGGAAUUCUAGACAAUUUGAGAGCAAUGCUUCCUGAUAAGAACUGUUAUGUGGAGAUUCCAACCCUUCCACAAGAAACUGGUGUUGCAAUCAUCAAAACAUAUUUGCUAAAACAUAAAAGAAAAGUCACGGAAUACCAAGAGAAGCUCUUGAUGAGUGCCUUUAGCAGAUGUCCUGGUCCAUUGUUUUUGAAAAUUAUUUUAGAUGAAGCAUUGAAAUGGAGAUCAUAUACACUUCAACAGGAUCUAGAUUUGCAGCAAACUGUACAAGGAGCCAUUAAUAAACUCUUUGAUAAUUUGGAAAUAAAAUUUGGAAAGACCAUAACUAGCCAUGCUUUGGGUUACAUCACCAUAGCAAGAGAUGGUAUAUCUGAGAAUGAGUUGGAGGAUGUUUUGUCCUGUGAUGAUGAAGCACUAGAUGAUGUAUAUCGUUACCACAAUCCACCAGUUGAUGGCAUUGUUCGAAUACCCCCUGUCCUGGCAGCAAGAAUUAGGUUUGACAUCAAAGACUACAUUGUGGAAAGGAUAUCUCAUGAUAAGUAUACCAUGAAUUGGUACCACAGACAAUUCAUUGAAACAGCUAGAAAUAGAUAUGCUACUGGAUCCCUUGGAGAAAAGCUUCACCGUAAUCUUGUGGAGAUUUUCAUGUCAGAGAAUGGAGUGAAAAGGGACAUCACUCUCUCCAGAAGAAAGCUGACUGUCACUAAUGCAGACAGGCAAAUCACCCCUCAGCCUGUCACAUGUAAGAACAAGAGAAUGUUGAGCUGUCUCCCAUACCACAUCAUUCAUGCUGGAAAAGCGUUGUCUGAGGAAGUUGCAAAAGAAAACUACUUCUGUCACCUUCGGUAUAUAAGUAGUAAAUUGUCAGCCUUUGGUGUAGAAACCAUGGUAGAUGAACUGUAUGAGUAUUUAGAGAACCAAGAGGAUGAAGAAAUCAAGAAACUCAGAAAUUUCUUGUCAUUGACAAAAAAGAACUUGUCCAAACCUAGCAAACUAGCUUCCAAUAUUCUAGCCUUUAUCAAUGAUGGUCCUGAAGAUUCCUCCCUGAAGAAGCUUAAAGAACAAGCUAUCAACUGCAUAGAAAAUCAGGACACUCCUGGAUUGAUUCCAGAAUACCCUGGCUUGGCACCCAGGAAAGAUCUCACUUCAUCCCUCAUCCAUUCUUACAAUGGAAUAGCUGAAAUAAUUUGUAGUUGCGGGGACUCUGUUUUAGUCAAGACUUGCAGGAAAGGAAAGGUAGAAGAAAAUGAGUUUCCCUAUGAACUCUUUCAUAGUGGCACUGAAGACCUCCAACAAGUAAGCAUUCCAGAUAUCAAAGAGAGAGAGCAUUAUCCACUCAUGGACAAAGCUGGAGAAAAUGUUAUAUAUACUUUAGCUGAUUCCAUUACACUUCUUCACCUAAUUACUGGGAAUAGAGUCACCAAAAUGUUCAAAGACAUUACUGAUGAUCCAUCUAAAAACCAGAUGGUGUGCAAGGAAUUAAGCACUGACACUAGUCAUUUAGCAGUUUUGAUGGAUGAUGGAGAUGUAGUUUUACUGAAUACGGACAGUUUAAUGCAGGUAGACAGAUGGAGUUUAAAAGACGAGGUGGAAGAUGUAAUGGGAGUUCUUUGCACAAAGAGUGACAAUCUUCAGGUUCUUGUGUCAGUCAAUACUGAGACUGGUGGAGCUCCAAGAAGUGAACUCCAACUGUAUAAACCUGGGGAUUUGGAACCAAAACGAUUUCUGUUCAAUUACCCAUUGAGCAAAGGUCUACAGGGACUAUCAUUCAAGGAAUCGUUCUUUACUGCUGUGGCAGUGGAUGGAGGUUCAACCAAAAUGUUGACUGUUGACAUCAAUCAAGCAGAGGAAAUGGCCCCAAUCACACUAGAAGAUUCAAUAAAGCAUAUAGUCUUCUCAAAAUCUAAGCCAAUUGCAUGUGCAUUGACCAGUUCUGAAAAAAUUGUUGUUUUAAAUUUACAGAAAAGCGAGGUUGUGUUUGACGUGUCACCAGACAAACCAGUUUCUUACUUUGGAAUCAGCGGAACAUACAACUGUUUAUUGCUUGGGGAUGAGGUAGGAAGUAUCCAUCUUUACAAUGCAAAGACAGGAGUCUUCUCCGGGGGCUUUCCUGCCCAUUCAGGACCAGUGGAGAAAAUGCAAGUAUUGGAUGAUUACUUAAUUUCUCAUGGACAGAAUGAAAUGAAGGUUUGGUCUCUUACAGAGAUCCUGACUGAGUGUAAGGAUGUGCAGAGGAAAAAUCGAGGGGAGUUUGUUUCAGGGCUCUUGGGUUUAAAAAUAGCCACUUGUUUUGAUCUGCAUCCAAAUGGACUAGAGUUGGUUACAGCAUCAAAAGAUCAAAUGCUACAAGUUUGGAUGUUGGAAGGAGCAAAGUUUUCAAGAGAGAUUGGUAUUAGGAUGGAAGCAAAAAAGAUGGUUAUUUGUGCUGAUGAUAAGUGUUGUCUUGUAGACAGCAAAGGGGAGUUGAGAGUAAUUCAUCUAAUCACAGGCCUAGAUGUUGAUAUGAAUUUACCAAGCCAUGUACUAGACUUUGUCAUUGGAAAGGAUGGUGUUACUCUUUACACCAUUGGAUUGAAACAGGAUAUGUUGAUGAUCAGUGUACUGGAUUUAAAGCUGGGGAAAACUAAAAAGUCAUUUCCCCUAAAAGGAUCCUUAAAAUUCGAAACUAUGUUUGUGUGUUUGAGCGCCAGUGAAAGGUAUCUAUGUAUUCAGAACAAAAUUCUUCCAUCAGAAUUCAAAGAUAUUGAGGCUUCCUGGAAGAAAAAUGGCUCAAAUUUCAAUCCCCAAGUUCACCCAUAUAAGUUUGUAGCUGUGGACUUGCAGCAGGCUACUGGAGGGUUAAUGGUUUGCUUGAGAAAGCUGAGUAACAUUCCAUACCUUGGAGAAAAAAUCUGUGCAUUUGCGGGAAAUAUCAUGGCGGUGACCAUUAACAGAAGGGUUAUUUUCUGGGAUAUGCCCACAGGCAGAUGUGAUCAAAAAGUUUGCAAGAGCAAGAAUUAUAGCAUGAUGUACCGGCCCCGCUGGCUUGAAAAUCCUAAUGAUGUCAAGGGAGGCAGCAAAGCUAUGGAAAUGAGCAAAGAUGGCCAUUUUCUGGCAGUAGGAUCAGAGGAUGGCUACUUGUUCAUAUAUCACACAGAUUCAGGAAUCCCAGUUAGAGAGAAAGCUCCCGCAACCAAACACACUGCCUCAGUGAUUAAAGUUGCCAUAUCUGGGAACAGUAAGUGGGUGGUAUCUGCUUGCCAGAACAAUACGAUCAAGCUGUGGGACACAUCAUCAGGGAAGGAAGUCUUCACUACACGGGUAGAUGCAGAGGUCCAGCACAUUAAAUUCACCCCCAACUCCAAAUAUGUGGUCAUCCUCACAGGGACAAACCACACACGGGUACUGAUAUACAAAGUCCAUACAGGAAGCAGUUAAUAUAAAAUGAUAUCCUCUAGUGAGCUGUAACAUAUACCAGUAAUUCAUACUGUAUUUUGCCUUGGCAUUUAAGUUUUGUCUUUUGUCGUAUGGUAAUCAGAGAAAAGUAAAAGGGAGAUGUAUAUAUCAUGACUUACCGGUAAUUUUUAUUAUCUGUAUAACAUUAUUUUUAAGUUUUAUGAAUUGUGUUUACAUAUAUACGUGUACUUUGGUGUUCCAUUGUUUGUUAAUAAUUUUAUGGUGAAAUUUUAAACAGCAUUGCAGAUCUGAACUUAAGGAAAAUUACCCAUAUCCAAACAUUUUGUUGUCAAAAGAAGAGUUAUGCCCCUUGCCUCAAGAUCUGGUUACUCUUUGAUGCAUUUGUAUUUAUUUACACAUUAGCUGUGAUUUUAAAUUAUUUUUGUUUACAGAAAUGAUAUACUCUCUUUCAUGUGUUAAACUUUUUCAAAAUUUUGAUAUGAAAUCUCUAACUUUUAAUAAUUUGCUGAGUAGUAUUUAAAAAAUGUUUGUACAGAUAUGUAUAUAUGAGAGAUUCUAUACUAAAACUAAAAUAGUGAAGAAUCCCACAAGUGAUCAACCAGUAUGCAUUUGCAUUCUUAAUGUAAUGUUCAAAAACAAAUUUUUUAAUUAUGUGAUCUACUACAUGUAUAAAUAGAACUUUUUUGCUAAAUUCCAGAAUAAUUUGUUGGUUUGUUGGUUAGUAUUUCUUUUAUCUAUACACACAUAAUUAAACACAAUUUUAUUGAUUCAAAAAGAGGCAAUUGUGGACAAAUUAAGGUUUGAUCUCAUCAUCAAAGUUUAAAUGCUUUUUAAAAAUGCAUGUGCUAUGUCAUACUUUGUAGGUUAAAUCAAGAAUUUCACACAAUUUAUAGGGGUCAAUGAUAAAAUAAAUAAAAAUACGGCAAAACAUUGUAAUUUUUUUGUCUUGUAAAAAUGUCAUUAUGCUUGGAACUUUUAUAUUACUCAGGGAAAAAAAUAACUGGUAAUCACAUAUUCUGUUAACUGAUAACAUUAUUUAUAUUUUUUAUUAUUCUUUAUAAGUUCAUUUUGUAGAAAAACAACACUGAAUUUUUAAUUUUAUCUUGAUCUUCAUGCAGUUGUAGAAAAAUAAAGCAAUAUUGUCCCAGCC
Magallana angulata is the source of this 6505-nucleotide messenger RNA. Its product is annotated as NACHT domain- and WD repeat-containing protein 1-like. The record is from RefSeq and is a predicted model, not a curated record. Gene Ontology annotation, molecular function: protein binding. The transcript has 13 exons. NCBI's taxonomy places the organism in Eukaryota, Metazoa, Mollusca, Bivalvia, Ostreida, Ostreidae. Bases 148 to 5376 code for a protein of 1742 amino acids.